AUGCGGGAUUACGAUGAAGUGACUGCUUUCCUGGGAGAAUGGGGACCGUACCAGAGACUUAUCUUCUUUCUUUUGAGUGUCAGCAUUUUACCCAACGGUUUCUGCGGACUUUCCAUAGUUUUCGUCGGAGAUGUACCUGAGCAUCGCUGCCUCGUUCCCGGGAACCUUAAUCUCAGCGAUGCGUGGAGGGACAGGACGAUCCCCCUGGUAGAAGGGGCUCAACAACAGCACAGCAAGUGCACUCGGUACCGGCUGGACGUGAUACUGAACCUUUCGCAGACAUUCCCCGACCCAGACUUCCUCAACUUGUCUGAGAUCGAACAGGAACCGUGUCUGGAUGGAUGGGAGUACAGUAAGGAGCAGUACAUCUCCACUAUCGUCACCGAGUGGGACUUGGUGUGUAACAAUGACUGGAAAGGACCUUUUUCUAUGUCAGUGUUCUUCCUGGGAGUGCUGGUUGGCACCUUUAUCGCUGGCCAGUUGUCAGACAGGUUUGGGCGGAAGGCUGUUUGGUUUGGAACCAUGGCUGUACAGACUGGAUUCACCAUGAUUCAGGUGUUCUCUCCAAACUGGGAAAUAUUUUGCCUUCUUAAUUUUUUUGUGGGUAUUGGACAGAUUUCAAACUAUGUAGCUGCCUUUGUUAUUGGAUCUGAAGUUCUUGGGAAAUCUAUUCGGGUUAUUUACUCUACACUAGGACUCUGUAUUUCUUAUGCAAUUGGCUACAUGUUCCUACCUUUGAUCGCAUACUUCAUACGAAGCUGGUGGAUGUUACUGUUUGCCUUGUCUCUUCCAGGACUACUCUACAUUCCUCUAUGGUGGUUUGUGCCUGAAUCUCCACGCUGGCUAUUAUUCAAAGGACGGAUACAGGAGGCUGAAGCAAUAAUCCAACACAUUGCUAAGAAAAAUGGCAUAACUCCACCAGCCAUACUCUUCAGUGACCUUGAGCUUGAAGAAAUGAAGGUUAAAAGUGUGAUAUCUCAUACAAUUAUUCACUUGGUGAAAACAAGUAAUAUCCGAGCCAUCACGAUUAUAAACUUCCUAGUAUGGAUGAUUCUAUCAAUCGAAUACUAUGGUCUAUCUUUGAACACACCAAAUCUCAAUGGCGAUGCCUACUUGAACUGUUUCUUCUCUGCUGCCAUUGAAGUUCCAGCCUACACAGUAACUUGGCUUCUUCUCCAGAGAUUUACCCGCAGAUUCUGCCUUUCAGGCGCACUUUUCCUUGGAGGCAGCGUUCUUUUUUUCAUCCAUCUUGUACCGUCAGAUCUUUCAGUACUUACCACAACACUUGUUAUGGUUGGAAAAUUUGUUAUUACUUCUUCCUUCUCUAUGGUUUAUGUCUAUACUGCUGAGCUCUACCCAACUGUGGUAAGAAACAUGGGUGUCGGAGUGAGCACAAUGGCCUCCAGGACAGGCAGUAUCAUCUCACCCUAUUUUGUUUAUCUUGGUGCUUAUAAUGAACUUCUGCCCUUCAUGUUAAUGGGAAGUUUAACAAUCCUGUCAGCAGUUCUAGUCUUGUUUCUGCCUGAAACAAUCAAUAAACCUCUUCUGGAAACCAUUGACCAGAUGCAGAAUAUCAAGUGCUUCAAAUGUAGAACUCAUUGCACCAAUCAAGACAGUUCGGAUAAAAAUGAAACAGUUGAAAAAUGGGAUGGUCAUUAUGAAGCAAAAGAUUUGACCUAG
Molecule: messenger RNA, 1680 nt
Organism: Hypanus sabinus (Atlantic stingray)
Lineage: Eukaryota; Metazoa; Chordata; Chondrichthyes; Myliobatiformes; Dasyatidae
Product: organic cation/carnitine transporter 2-like
Exons: 10
Coding region: 1-1680 (559 amino acids)
Biological process (GO): transmembrane transport
Cellular component (GO): membrane
Molecular function (GO): transmembrane transporter activity
Source: RefSeq, a predicted model, not a curated record